This is a messenger RNA of Sebastes umbrosus (honeycomb rockfish), 1972 nucleotides long. It is a transcript of the gene etv7, whose product is annotated as ETS variant transcription factor 7. The transcript has 9 exons. Gene Ontology annotation, cellular component: nucleus. Gene Ontology annotation, molecular function: DNA-binding transcription factor activity, RNA polymerase II-specific; sequence-specific DNA binding. NCBI's taxonomy places the organism in Eukaryota, Metazoa, Chordata, Actinopteri, Perciformes, Sebastidae. The record is from RefSeq and is a predicted model, not a curated record. Gene Ontology annotation, biological process: regulation of transcription by RNA polymerase II; cell differentiation. Bases 215 to 1405 code for a protein of 396 amino acids.
AUUAUGUUUCUUUCGUUUUCAUUUCCCGGAAGGGACGAAGUGGAGUUUUAUUUCUUCGAAAUGUAUAUUCUUCCUUCAUUUGCUAUGGAGUUUGGAGAGGUUUGACAUGCAGUGCAGGCUGGUUCAUAUAUUGGACGGGUUAUAUGUGUGCUUACAAGGAAAUCAUCCAUUCUGUUCUUACAGUAUACAGUCGAACAUAUAAAGGAUUAUUUCCAUGGAGAACAUUUCCUCGUCACCUUUGGUCAAGCAAGAAAACAGUCCUCCAUCCAUAAUGCAUGGAGCCACCACUCCUCCUAGUGUGCAUCAACUCUCCAUUAACCAGCUUCCCAUGGUCAGUCCUCCCACACAGGAAGACCUGUGGCAUCUACCUGGACAGCUGCGAAUAAACCCAUCUCUGUGGGACAAGGAGGACGUCGGCCACUGGCUCCACUGGGCUCAGAGGGAGUACUCGCUGCGCCGGCCGGAAAAGGGUCGCUUUGAGAUGAACGGUCGAGCCCUGUGCCUGCUCACCAAGGAGGACUUCAGACGCCGCUGCCCCAGCUCAGGUGAUGUUCUGUAUGAGAUCCUACAGUGUGUGAAACAGCAAAGGGGUGUUGUCUGUGACCCCCCAAAUUCGUCUCCCUCCCUGGCAACUGGACCCAUCCAGAACCAAGUCAUCUGCCAGAUACCUGCUCAGAGCGCCCAAGAGCCUCCGCCUCCCGCAGUCAAUGACGCCCAAGUUUCCCUCACCACUGCAGCGUCGGCAGCUACUGUAACCGCUGUGACCAGCCAGACGGAGCGCGUGUCACCCCCCAGAGAUCGUCCCCUGAUCUUUUACUCUGAACCUGCUCCACUCACACAUACUAAUGGAUCAACAGCUGUCUUUACGUUGCUCCCCAACCAAGUUCAGUAUCCUCCCCAAACAGAGAGAGUCAUCCCGGAGCCGCUCAACCUGUCCAGUCGAGGGAAGCCAAGGAGCCCCCUGCACAAAGCCAACGGCCGCAUCCCAGAUUGCAGACUGCUGUGGGACUACGUGUAUCAGCUGCUGUGUGACGAUCGUUACCAAGAAUACAUCCGAUGGGAGGACAAGGACACCCUGGUGUUCAGGGUGGUCGACCCCAACGGACUGGCGCGUCUCUGGGGAAACCACAAGAACCGUGACAAUAUGACCUAUGAGAAAAUGUCCCGGGCUUUGCGGCACUACUACAAGCUCAACAUCAUCAAAAAGGAGCGAGGACAAAAACUCCUCUUCAGGUUUCUGAAACUCCCACAGGGAGGCAAGAAGCCGCAGAUUGACCCUGCCGAGUCCCCGGAACACAUUCCGCCUCAGGGCUGGGACGUCCCAGACAGCAGUCCUACACAUGAGUUCAGUGAAGACCUUUUUGAGAUUUCCCCUGAUCGUGUCUCUCCACAGCAUCCUCCAUAGGCAACAAAACAUUGUAUUGUACUACAGGUCCUAAAUACGUGUACAGUACAACAGCACAAAUAUUACAGAAUAGAAUGGAGAUGUGUGUUCAGAAAAUAACCCAUGUAUGUGCAUAAUUGAACAAUAUGCACUUUUAAGUGUAUUUUUUAGGAGUUUUGAUAUUGCUUUUCAUUUAGCUGUGAAUCAAUAUGUACCACUGUGAUCACAAGGAACACUAAGGGACGAGGAAAACUGUUAAAGAAAUCACAUCAAUAUUCAAACAGCCAAAUGAUCUUCAUAACUUAGAUUUCUCAGGCUUGCUCAACAUAACCGCAAUGCAAAAGAUGCACUUAUUUUCAUACGCUAUAUAGGUCUUGCAGCUAAGUGGUGGAAAUGACUAUGAAGGCAGUGUGUUAAUAUAAAAAUGGAUUGUGUUGCAGGUUAAAUGCCAGUUUGUACAGUUUAUUUUACAAAUUGUUUGCUUUGUCAACCUCGAGAUGAGGUAUUUGUUAAGUUUCAAAUGUGGAAUAGCCUAUAGGUUAAUUGUCAAUGUCUGUCCUGCUUAAAAUACAUGCAUUUUGUGUUGCA